UGGGUUGGAAAUGGAGUGACCUAUACAAAUGCUAGUAAGUUUCUGAGCACAUGAACAAAUGAGCAAUAGCAUUUCAUAGUAGUCUGGCUAGAGCAGCUAAGAAUGGAAGGUAGAAUAUGGGCUUGUGUCCUGCAUUGCCUAAGUAUUUUGGCUAUUGUGUUGUUUAAAUUAUUGACAACAUUUCUGAUACUUCCUUAAUUAUCCAUUUUUUGGAAUUAUGCUGAUUAAAUUUUUCCCUAACAGUUUGAUAAAGGGAGACCCAGCAGCAUCUUUGCCCAUUAUCAGCUAUUCUCUUACUUCAUACUCACCUUACGUAACCGAACUCCUGAUGGAAUCCAAUGAAGAACUCAUAGCAAAGAAUGAUGUGCGCUUUACAGAUACUGUCUAUAAGCUUCUUCGUGAUCAGUUUGAUUAUAAACCAAUAUUGACGAAAAAGCAAUUUAUACAAUGUGGAUUUGCAGAAUGGAAAAUCCAAAUUAUUUGUGAUAUUUUGAAUUGUGUGAUGAAAAAGCACAAGGAAUUGACAGGUCUUGACAAGACUGCAUCAUACCAGAGAAAGAAAAGCAUUUGUGAUAAGUCAGAACCUUGUUGCAGCAGUGAGAAAAUGCCUACAGAAACUGUUGAUAUCACUGGCAGGUUUAUGACUUCAGGAAAGAAGAAAGCUCUGGUGAUCCGUCACCUGUAUAAUGAAGAUAAUAUUGACAUUCCUGAUGAUACAGUAAGUUCAGUAACAGAUGCUAGUGGAGAAUUUGAUGAGUCGGAUGAUGCAAAGACUACUGAAAUAAUGAUUCCCGAAGUAAAGAUCUGUGAAGUCAAGACUGAGCAAGAAGAUGUAAAAGUUAAUCCUGAGAUUAUUGCACUUCAGACGAUGCUUGCUGAGUGCCAAGAAAAGCUUAAGCAGUUGACUAGUAUGGAACAAAGGCUAUGCUGUGUGGAAGAAGCAAUGAAAGGGAAAGUUAUGGUAGAUGAAAAGACCUGGACUAAUCUUCUGAGUCGUGUCACUCUUCUUGAGACAGAAAUGCUUUUGUCAAAAAAGAAUGACUGUGUCACAUUUAAUGCAGCAAGUGAAGACUGCUCUUCUACUAGUGAUGUGGAUCUUCUGCCCUUUGUGUCAUCAGAUUCCACUCCUAGAGCCUCAACCAUUAAUUACUGUGGCUUAAAAGAGAUCUCAGAGGUAAGAAAAACUGACAAGUGCUUAGGUGAUUUCCUUUCUCAGGUCAACAGAAAAAAUAAGCAUUGGUUUUAGUUGUAUAUACUAUUGGCAAGAAAAAUAGCAAACCUGUAUAACUCUUAACCUCUCAAAAAUUAUUUAUGUCGAGUAAACAACACUUAAUGCAAUGUUUCAGAAUGUGAUUUAUAAGUUCAUGGUCCAUCUUUGAGGUUGGUUUACUUUGAGAAAUUGCCUAAAUUUGUUGCUUUUUAAAUUAAAGGAAACAACAAUCCAGAAAAUGGAAAGGAUGAAAAAAAUGUAAGUAACAGA
Messenger RNA from Castor canadensis (American beaver), 1480 nucleotides. NCBI's taxonomy places the organism in Eukaryota, Metazoa, Chordata, Mammalia, Rodentia, Castoridae. The record is from RefSeq and is a predicted model, not a curated record.